Messenger RNA from Tupaia belangeri chinensis (Chinese tree shrew), 2757 nucleotides. RefSeq names its product tubulin gamma complex component 3 (gene TUBGCP3). The record is from RefSeq and is a predicted model, not a curated record. Gene Ontology annotation, molecular function: gamma-tubulin binding; microtubule minus-end binding. Gene Ontology annotation, cellular component: microtubule organizing center; gamma-tubulin complex; spindle pole. Gene Ontology annotation, biological process: mitotic cell cycle; meiotic cell cycle; microtubule nucleation. Lineage: Eukaryota; Metazoa; Chordata; Mammalia; Scandentia; Tupaiidae.
CGGACGUGGCCCAGCAGUUCCAGUACGCAGUGCGGGUUAUCGGCAGCAACUUCGCCCCGACUGUCGAAAGAGAUGAGUUCCUGGUGGCCGAGAAGAUCAAGAAGGAACUUAUCCGGCAGAGAAGAGAAGCAGACGCUGCGUUAUUCUCGGAGCUCCACAGAAAGCUGCACUCACAGGGAGUUUUGAAGAACAAAUGGUCGAUUCUCUACCUCCUGCUGACCCUGAGUGAGGACCCUCGCAAGCAGCCAGCCAAGGUCUCCAGCUACGCCUCGCUGUUCGCGCAGGCACUGCCGAGAGAUGCCACUUCGACGCCCUACUACAGCGCCCGGCCGCAGACCCUGGCGCUGAGCUACCAGGACCGGAGCACGCAGUCCGCCCCAAGCGCGGGCAGCGCAGGCAGCAGCGGCAUCAGUAGCCUUGGCCUAUGCGCCCUCAACGGCCCGACGCCCACGCCACAGUCUCUCCUUCCAGGACAGUCCCACCAGGCUCCCGGAGUAGGGGAUAGCCUUCGCCAGCAGCUGGGGUCCCGGCUCGCGUGGACUUUAACUGCAAACCAGUCUUCUUCACAAGCCACUGCCUCCAAAGGUGUCCCCAAUGCUGCUUCCCGCCACGUGCCCAGGCCCAGGAGAGAGGGGGACCCCGCUGGUCCCACGGAAGUUACUGAGGCGGCUCUCGUGAGAGACAUCUUGUACGUCUUCCAGGGAAUCGACGGCAGGAACAUCAAGAUGGACAGCGCCGGAAAUGGCUACAAGGUGGAGGGCAAGGCGAACCUCAGCAAACCCCUCCGGGACACGACACUCAGGCUUGCCGAGCUGGGCUGGCUGCACAAUAAGAUCCGGAGGUACACCGACCAGCGCAGUCUGGACCGCUCGUUCGGCCUCGUGGGCCAGAGCUUCUGCGCCGCGCUGCACCAGGAGCUCCAGGAGUACUACCGCCUGCUCUCCGUCCUGCACUCCCAGCUACAGCUUGAGGGUGACCAGGGUGUGAGCUUGGGACUUGAGAGCAGCUUGACGCUGCGGCGCCUCCUGGUGUGGACCUACGACCCCAAAAUCAGGCUGAAGACCCUGGCUGCCCUGGUGGACCACUGUCAAGGAAGGAAAGGAGGCGAGCUGGCCUCUGCGGUCCACGCCUACACGAAGACGGGGGACCCGUACGUGCGGUCCCUGGUGCGGCACAUCCUCAGCCUGGUGUCGCACCCCGUGCUGAGCUUCCUAUUCCGCUGGAUCUACGACGGGGAGCUGGAGGACACGUACCACGAGUUCUUCGUGGCGUCAGACCCGGCGGUGAAGGCGGACCGCCUGUGGCAGGACAAGUACACGCUGCGCACGUCCAUGGUCCCCUCGUUCGUCACCAUGGACCAGUCCCGGAAGGUGCUUCUGAUAGGAAAAUCAAUAAACUUCCUGCACCAAGUCUGUCACGACCAGACGCCCACCGCCAAGAUGAUCACUGUGGCCAAGUCUGCAGAGUCACCCCUGGACGCUGCGGACUUGCUCACAGAUCUAGAAAACGCCUUCCAGGGGAGGAUUGACGCUGCUUAUUUUGAGACCAGCAAAUACCUGUUGGAUGUCCUCAACAAGAAGUACAGCCUACUGGAGCACAUGCAGGCCAUGCGGCGCUACCUGCUCCUCGGCCAGGGCGACUUCAUACGGCACCUGAUGGACCUGCUCAAACCAGAACUCGCCCGUCCAGCUACGACUUUGUACCAACAUAACUUGACCGGAAUUCUCGAAACCGCCGUCAGGGCCACCAACGCGCAGUUUGACAGUCCUGAGAUCCUCCGGAGGCUGGACGUGAGGCUGCUGGAGGUUUCUCCAGGGGACACCGGGUGGGAUGUCUUCAGCCUAGACUACCACGUCGAUGGGCCGAUUGCAACGGUGUUCACACGGGAGUGCAUGAGCCACUACCUGCGGGCGUUCAACUUCCUGUGGAGGGCCAAGCGCAUGGAGUACAUCCUCACCGAUGUCCGCAAGGGGCACAUGUGCAACGCCAAGCUGCUGCGGACCAUGCCAGAACUCGCGGGGGUGCUGCACCAGGGCCACGUCCUGGCCUCUGAGAUGGUCCACUUCAUCCACCAGAUGCAGUACUACAUCACGUUCGAGGUGCUCGAAUGUUCUUGGGAUGAACUCUGGAACAGAGUCCAGCAGGCCCAGGACCUGGACCACAUCAUCGCAGCACACGAGGAGUUCCUGGACACCGUCAUCUCACGGUGUCUGCUGGAUGGUGACUCCAGGGCACUUUUGAACCAGCUUAGAGCUGUGUUUGAUCAAAUCAUCGAACUUCAGAAUGCUCAGGACACGAUUUACAGAGCUGCUCUAGAGGAGUUGCAGAGACGGCUGCAGUUUGAAGAGAGAAAGAAGCGGCGGGAAGUGGAGGGCCAGUGGGGCGUGACGGCGGCGGAGGAGGAGGAGGAGAAGCAGCGGGUCCAGGAGUUCCGGGAGUCCAUACCAAAGAUGUGCUCACAGCUGCGGAUCCUCACUCACUUCUACCAGGGAGUCGUGCAGCAGUUCCUGGUGCUGCUGACCACCAGCUCGGAUGAGAGCCUCCGCUUCCUGAGCUUCCGGCUGGACUUCAACGAGCACUACAAAGCCCGCGAGCCGCGGCUGCGCGUGUCCCUGGGCCCCAGGGGGCGGCGCGGCUCCCACACGUGAGGCCGCCCAGCUCGCGCCGCAAAGGCCCCUCGCCGCCUCGGCCACCACCCCUGCCCGCGAGUGCUCCGCGUCUCAGCCGUGGCAGGCCGUGGGGCCCGGGCCCGCCCCC